Messenger RNA from Prunus armeniaca (apricot), 243 nucleotides. The record is from the annotation of a GenBank genome assembly. Lineage: Eukaryota; Viridiplantae; Streptophyta; Magnoliopsida; Rosales; Rosaceae.
AUGGAAUCAGUUGUUGUCUUAGCCGUUAUGUCUGUUGUUGUGUGUUUACUAUGUAUUUUGGCCAGCUGCCUUACUGCCAACAAGGAACAAACCGUCACGCCUCCAUCGGGUCAAGGAGCUGACCACAGCAAUGUUGGCCUGGCAACUACAGUUAUCCUAAUUAGUGCCGGUGCCAGUUGGGGGGGCGGUGGGUGUGGAGGAGGAGGAGGUGGUGGUGGGUGUGGAGGCGGAGGGGGCUGUUGA